Messenger RNA from Talaromyces amestolkiae, 3252 nucleotides. RefSeq lists its product as uncharacterized. Lineage: Eukaryota; Fungi; Ascomycota; Eurotiomycetes; Eurotiales; Trichocomaceae. Bases 1 to 3252 code for a protein of 1083 amino acids. The record is from RefSeq and is a predicted model, not a curated record. Gene Ontology annotation, cellular component: cytoplasm; nucleus; cytosol. Gene Ontology annotation, molecular function: protein serine/threonine kinase activity; ATP binding. Gene Ontology annotation, biological process: negative regulation of glycogen biosynthetic process; intracellular signal transduction; protein phosphorylation. The transcript is spliced from 3 exons.
AUGGAUACUGCGGCGUCGUCGAAUGACUAUGAUCAGCUUAGUCGAUCACCUUUACUCGAGCCUGACGGCCUCGGUCCAUCGGGUCUAGAUCGUAUACGACAGCAACCUUUAUCUCGAGUGUUCACACUUCCAAACCCUUCCACGUCGUCCAUAGGACAGCACAACUCCCCUCCGAAUCGAUCUAGUGCGUCGUCUAGAGCUGCAUCGGUUUACGUCCCAUCAGGCGGAUCGAUUCCUCCCUUUGAAGAUCUACACCGGUUUCCUUCGGAAUCCUUGCACUCGUUCUCUUUCGCUCAACGAUCUGAGGAAUUGCUUGCUACUCGGCAGAAUAUUCUCAAGAGGUCAAUAGAUUUUAUGAAAGAUCGGUUGGGUUGGGCGGCUACGAGUCCCGGUCUCGUGAAUGCUCAAGCUCGAAUAAGUGGCGACUCCGAAUUCCAGGGCAUGGUCGAUUUGCUAUCCAAGGCCAGUGUGUUGGAUCGAGAUUCACAUGGUCGGCAACUAGGUAGCCUGAAUGGACCUAUUACCAGCCCACCGGAGGCUGACGCAGACAACGUGUUUGAGAGGUCUUUUCAUAGCCCUACACUUCCGAGCCAUCAAACCCCGUUCCCGAAUUACCCAGGAGAUGCCGCCGAGGCUGUCGAUGAUAGUCAACUUUUAAGUCCCUUUUAUGACGACAAUGUAUACUCACGCCGGAGAGAUCUGAGAUCUGCUCCGGCUUCCAGGCGAGUUAGUCUAAAACGUACAUAUACUGAUCUUAGUUCUUUGUCUUUGCAAAGUAAACUCAUGGAAACACUAGCGCAGCCGUAUGCUGUUGGCGACUCUCUGUCUUCAUCCGGAUACAACUUCGGUCUGGGCAUCGGCUCUAUGCUCCAUACCCACAGCAGCAAAUGGACGCCGGUAUCUCAGGCUGUCUUCAGGACAGAAGCAAAGGCUCCUUGGACGAUCAUCUCUGCCAACGAUCUUGCUUGCCUUGUCUUUGGAGUUACGCAGUCGGAAGUUCGAAAAUUGAGUAUACUUGAGGUGGUUCAAGAGGAGCGUCGACAGUGGCUUGAGUCGAAGCUUCAGGACCCGACAACUGACGCGACAGCGAAGUUCCCUAAUUCGAACGUCAAGCCCCGCUUCAAUAUGCCCAGGGGCAAUGGUGUCACAGCACAGUUGUUGAGCAAACCGUCUUCUCGACAAAAGACUGGUCGUAGGGCUCAGACAGAUGAUGGAUAUGGGUCAAGCAAGAGGAACCCACGGAAACCUAACCAUCCAGCAACUAAGUCCCGCGGAGUACUGUUGUGUGGUGAUGUUGUGCCUAUUCAGAAGCGCAACGGAACGACUGGAUCGGCUAGUUUCUGGGUUAUGGAAAAACGUGGAGGGUUGAUUUGGGUUCUUGAGGAGAUAACAGAAAAUGUGGCAUAUCUCACCUAUGAUGAAAGGGGACAGCUCACAAAAGUAGAAGGCGACACUGAUGAGAUCUGGGGUCGCGACGUCGCGAAGAGCGAGAUGUCGAUCACGAAUCUCUUCCCAGAGAUGCCAGCAGAGUGCGUCAGUGACUCUGAAAAGCUUCUCGACCUCAAAUACUUCGGUGCGCGUGGCCCGGGAAAAAGUAGCAUUCCGACAACAGUGAUUAAGAACCCGAACGGCGAUUUAAGGUCGCUACGGGUGUCUACUUUUCCGCAUGUUGCCGGUAUGAUGGUCCUUUCGUCGACCACGCUCAACAUUAUUAGCUCGAAUUCGGUCUUUUCGUCGGCCCUCUUCGGGCAGGAGCGUCCCGAAGGUCAUCACAUUUCGGAACUGAUUCCAGAAUUCGAGAGAUUCAUUGCGACUCUGACUGAGGAAGAUAAAGUACCGCUUGUGGACGGUAUGGUGAUUCCGGAGCAUAGCUUUCGAAGGGCACGGGAUCUGUUGUUACUUCGAGAGAACCGAGCCAAUGCGGUCUCUAUAUUUCUUGAAUCUGAAGGUCUUCCAGCGAAACAUCGCGAUGGAUCUCGACUUUCUAUCGACGUGCAAAUGCGAAUUGUCAAAAGUGAAACUGUUUUCCCGGAUAGCCAAAGUAAACGAGAGGAUGGAACGUCACCCACUCGCCUGAGCGAAAAUAGCGAUCAUGACGAUGAUGAAUUGGCAGACACAAUUGCAGUAACUGAAGUCGUUUAUGCCUUGUGGGUGACUUACUCUAGGCAGAUACACGCUGGAACCGGUGCUCUCUCCUCGGAAGACCAGGCAACAACGGAAAGGAAGUCAACCACAUCAAUCCACCAGACCCGGUCGGGACAACGCACACCUUCUCCAACCCCAACAUUGCCAUCCCAUUCUAACACGCCGUCUUUGGAUAACAAGACCCCACUAUCUCUCCUCAGUCAUAAACUUAACGAGGCGGCAUCUACACCGUUAGCCGACCGCUCUAUGCCCGAACCAGUGCGCGCACCGCCUUUGAUCAAAGAAGCACCCAAGAAGCGAACAAUAUCCGACUAUGUCAUUAUCGAGGAGAUGGGACAAGGAGCGUAUGGGCAGGUGAAACUGGCACGACUGAAGAAGAUUCCAGCUAAGAAAAUGGUGCUCAAGUACGUCACUAAGAAGCGAAUUCUGGUGGAUACCUGGACGCGCGAUCGUCGACUAGGGACUGUGCCACUAGAGAUUCAUGUUCUAGACUACCUUCGCCGAGACGGUUUACGACACCCGAAUAUUGUCGAGAUGGAGGGGUUUUUUGAAGACGAAAUCAACUAUUAUAUUGAGAUGGUCCCGCAUGGUCUUCCGGGAAUGGAUCUGUUCGACUAUAUAGAGCUCAAAUCCACCAUGGAUGAGGGAGAGUGUCGCAACAUUUUCAAACAGGUGGUGGAUGCCAUUCAUCAUUUGCACACCAAGGCUUUGGUGGUUCACCGCGAUAUCAAAGACGAGAACGUUGUGCUUGACGGAGAAGGACGGAUCAAGCUGAUUGAUUUUGGAAGUGCAGCAUACAUCAAGAAUGGACCCUUUGAUGUAUUCGUGGGAACCAUUGAUUAUGCGGCACCCGAAGUCCUCCAAGGCAAAUCCUACCGCGGCAAAGAACAAGACGUGUGGGCUCUGGGCAUUCUGCUCUACACUAUCGUCUACAAGGAGAAUCCAUUUUACAAUGUCGACGAGAUUCUCGAUCACCCCCUUCGAGUCCCCUUUCUGCCAUUCUCCGAGGAGUGCAUCGAUCUUAUCCGCAGAAUGCUCGACCGCGACGUCGACAAUCGAAUCACUAUAUCGGAAGUGGUUGACCACCCAUGGAUGGUCACGGAUUAG